Molecule: messenger RNA, 1830 nt
Organism: Cercospora beticola
Lineage: Eukaryota; Fungi; Ascomycota; Dothideomycetes; Mycosphaerellales; Mycosphaerellaceae
Product: leucine-rich repeat domain-containing protein
Molecular function (GO): protein binding
Source: RefSeq, a predicted model, not a curated record
GCGACGCGUCGAACAACACAGGACAGCGUCGCGAAGUUGCCCUUACCUCGCCUUCGUGUGACUGCCGGCGAGCAUCCGAGCGAAGAUGCUCGAGAUGACUCUGCCGUCGUCGCCUCCAUUGUUACCUCAAACCAGCUUCAAUGAGCCACCAUCAUCGCCUCCACUGCCGCCGACCAGAUCCUCCUCUUCCAGACUCCCCGUGCUUGGAAAGCGGCAGCUCUACGAAUGUGACAGCAACAUCUCGAGCGAUCCGUUGUUUUCCGACGACACAUCGGGAAAUGAAGAUGCAACGAGUUACCAACGACCGAAACGAAAACGCAUGAUCAAAGGAAAAUGGUGGGAAUUGGCUGAGCGACGAAAGCCGGAUAACGAUGCGACGCCCAAACAGAAACAUUACACUAGGAACGUUGACAGUGGAGUAUGGAUGGGCAGCGAUGGCAGUGAAGAGCACGUCGAGCACGAUCUCAGUUCCCUUGGCACAUCAAGCGUAAUGGGUGUGCAAAAUCGGCCACGCGCCAUACAACUAGUGCCAGCGACGACGCAAAGACAGACUCCACGAACGCUCGCUGAGGAUAUCGUCACGAGAUGUGUGGAGGAUGGGAAAGACAGGGUGGACCUAUCGCAACUGGGUCUCACUGAGCUGGCUCCAUCGACCCUCAAACCGCUUCAUGAGCUCAUCCGGCAACCAACAUUCGACGUGUCCAUGCCUCCUUCUGACGAUGAGCUGGGGCCGUUGACACCUGAUCUUCAACUGUUUCUCGCCGCUAAUGACCUUACGUCCCUGCCCGAUGAGCUAUUCAAUCUGCAGAACCUUACUGUGCUCAGCGUCCGCAACAAUGCGUUGACUGAGCUGCCUUCAGCCAUUAGCCGACUGAAAAGGUUACAGGAACUAAACAUCGGAAACAAUGCUCUUCACUGGCUGCCCUGGGAGCUGCUCGAUGUUUUACAGUCGCGGCAUGUUCGAGCCAUCCUGCAUCCGAACCCUUUUAUGGAGCUUUCGCCUGAUGAUCUGGACGAGGAAGCUACUUUCCAGUCGAUGCAGCGAUCUUCGGUUCAUGCGCAGCUGCAGCAGAGCGCAAACCUCCCACCUGCUGCUCCCACUAUCCGAGAACCAUCAACCAGUGAGGGAGGCGUCUCUGAUCUGCAAACACAACUCAGUCUGCGAUUACAGCUGGGCCAUGCUCUUCGUAAGCAAAGUGCCGAGCCAAACGAGCCGAAUGGUCUGAAAAGCAAUGCAUAUGAGGAACUGAUCUUCCUGGCGUCCUCUACCAUUCACUAUACCGACAUCGAUGGACACCUCCCAGUGGCUCAAUCUCCCCCACUGGAUUUGACUACACGAGUGCCUUCAUUGCUAGAGGUAUCUUUGCGGAGCGUGCGUCAGAACUACAGCCUUGCACAAAUUCCGGAAACUCUGCCGGACCGGGUCCGAUCAAUACUCAAAGUCGCAUCGGAAGCACCAGAGGACCAAAUCUGCAGCACUUGUGCGAAUGGCUACAUCCUACCCCGAGCUGAAUGGGUAGAGUAUUGGUAUCGAGGUCUGGAUGCGAAGGUGGAACUCACACCAGACUCUGUACUGCCAUUCCGCCGGCGAGCAUGCAGUUGGAAGUGUGCGACUCCUACAGAAAUAGGAUCUUUCAGAGCAUGAGUAAGUGUCCAAUGCUAGCACGGACUUCUCAGGGUGUCAAUAGUGUGCGUUCCCAAAUCGUCGCCAUCUCCAGUCCCGUCGCAACGCGUCUGAACUAUAACCAUCCCAGCGAACUCUGACAUGAUAAACAAAGCUCCUUGCCACAGGACACAACGAUGCGGUGAUCAUGCGAGCCAGGCUACGGC